Messenger RNA from Hymenoscyphus albidus, 1456 nucleotides. Lineage: Eukaryota; Fungi; Ascomycota; Leotiomycetes; Helotiales; Helotiaceae. The record is from the annotation of a GenBank genome assembly.
AUGGCUCACCAAAUCGCCCAAGAAGCACAUUGUAUGAAUGGACUUCAUAACACUGCUGCCCCAAAUGUGAGCCACCACUCUCAAAUUCCGUUUGCUAGUACAUGCUGAUGCUUCCAGACUUCUUACUAUACACCUGAGCAAGCAAUUCCAUCCGGCACGAUUAUCCCAAAGCCAGGUAGCACCGAUCCGAUUCCAAAACUCUUCGAGCCUCUCCAAUUGCGAGGAUUGAAGCUGCAAAAUCGUAUUCUGGUUUCUCCCAUGUGCCAGUAUUCUUCCGAUGACGGCCACCAAACAUUUUGGCACCAUGCACAUCUGGGUGGUAUCAUCUCUCGUGGACCCGGUUUGACCAUUGUUGAGGCAACUGCGGUUACACCUGAGGGUAGAAUCACACCAGAAGAUGCUGGACUGUGGAAGGAUAGUCAGAUUGAGCCUCUCAAGAAGCUUGUUGAGUUUGCUCAUAGUCAGGGUCAACAUGUUGGUAUUCAAUUGGCCCAUGCGGGUAGGAAAGCAAGUACGGUUACACCCUGGAUCAAUAGAAAGGCCGUUGCUACAGCCGAGGUGAGUCUAUUCUUUUCCUUCUGGAAUUGCUAACUAAUACUCAAUUAGGCCGGUGGCUGGCCAGAUAGAGUUAUCAGUGCUAGUGAUGACGCUUUUGAUUAUCCAAAUACACCUAUGCCAAAGGCAAUGACUUUGGAAGACAUUGAAAGUUUCAAGAAGUCAUUCACGGAUUCUGUUCAUAGAGCUUUGAAAGCUGGAUUCGAUGCAAGUACUCCAUCCCAGAUUUCUGCAAUUUCACUCCCUAACACUCAUCUUCAAGGUUAUCGAGAUUCACGCUGCUCACGGCUACCUCCUUCACUCCACCCUCUCAGCAGUAACAAACAAACUCCCAGCUCCCUACUCCGGCUCCUUCGAAAAUCGCAUCCGUCUCCUCCUCGAGCUCUGUGCUCUCGUCCGCCAAGCAAUCCCAGAAAACAUGCCUCUCUUUGUCAGAAUCCCGGGUUCAGACUGGAUGCCACCAGACACCGACAACUGGGAAAUCAACCAAGCAACCGCCCUCUCCCUCGCCCUCUCAGACGCCGGAGUCGACUUCCUAGACGUGUCUUCCGCAGCUCUGAUGCACGAGCAAAAAGUCAUUUCCGGACCGGGCUACCAAGUCCCCUUCGCUGCCGCUAUCAAGAAAGCUCUUAUUGAAGCUGGCAAGAAUGAUAAGACAAAGGUUGGUACUGUGGGUAUGAUCAUGAGUGCCAAACAGGCGGAAGGGUACUUGCAGGAGGGCAGUGCGGAUGCGGUUUUGGUUGCGAGACAGUUUCUGAAGAAUCCGGCGCUGGUUUGGGAGUGGGCUGGUGAGUUGGGUGUUGAUGUUCGUGUUGCUAAUCAGAUUGGAUGGGGAUUUGGACAGAGGCCUCACGGGGGUGUUGGGGGUGGGAAUGCUACUACUAGUAGUGCUAGGAAUUAG